AUUUAUUGAUGUCAUCAUUAGCUUAAUAAUUUGAACUCUAACACCGGGAUUCAAUUUAAGAAUCUUUGUUGAAUGAUUCAUCCAUAAAUAAUUAAGACGAAUAAUAUUUGGAAAGCUCCCAUAGCAUUUCAAAUGGAAAAUAAUUUUAGAAUAAAGCCAAAUUGGCUAUGGAAGAAAGAGCAGAGAAGGAAUAGCAACAAUCACAAUAAUUUAUUUUAGAGAAAAUCCGCUAACUAUACAAUGACAGUUUAGAAGGUGUAUCAUAAAAAUUAAGUACACUUAAUAAGUUUAUUAUAGACAUUUUGUAUUAAUUACCAAUUUUGAGACCAAAACAAAUAAUCUUAUGGAAGUUAUUUAUCAACUUAUUAACUUUGUUUGUUUUUUUUGAGGUACCAGUUUACAUCGCAUUUGGAUAAGGUUUUUGGUAGGUAAUGCAGUUUAUGUAUUUUAAGGAAUUGCAAACAGAUAAACAAGUGGCUGCAUUGUAUUAUUCAAUAUCGCUUUUUCUUGUGAUAGAUAUGGGGUUGGAUUUUAUCACAGCUUAUUAUAAACAUGGAGUUGUGAUUACGGACAGUCGAAAAAUAGCAAUAAACUACCUCUAUGGGAACUUCUUUUUUGAUCUCUCAGCAGUAAGCUUUAUUCAAUAUAACUAGUUAAUAAUAUCAAUUGCUAGAUUAUCUCUAUUUACAUCUAAAUUUAGAUUUAUAUUUUUAAUGUUUUACUUUAAGUUACCUUCAUUUUUAAGGUUUGAUGAUCAGUUAAAUGAAAUGGUUUUACUGUAUAGAAGGACGAGAGUAUUUUAUGAGGUGGGUAAGAGAGUUAUAUUCAUGUUUUUUGCAUUUAAUGUGUUCUUGUGCGUGUUCUAUAUUAUUGGAUUACACAGUGUGGAAUCAAAUUAUAAUUCGUGGUUAACAAAUCAAGGCAAUUUUGGAAUUAUUUUAGAUAGACCAUUGCAUGAAAUAUACUUUUUUGGAUUCUACUUUUCUUUAGGAACAGUCUCAACCACUAUGGGUUAUGGUGAUAUAGUAAGAUAUUUUAUUGAAAUGAUUAGUCUCCUAUGAAUAUUAUAGAGUGUUCUUGGUCUCUUUUGGGAGUUAUGUUUGGACUCAUUAUCUUUGCAAACAAUAUCAACUCAUUUUAAAAAAUGAUGGAAGAAUACAAUUUAAAUGACCUUAAGCAAUUUAAGUAUAAGGUGAGCAUCAAUAAAUUUAUGGAAUAAAAAUAAGUACCCUCUGAUUUACAGGAAAUAAUUAGGUAAUAUCUCAAUGAAUAUUGGCAUCAACAGGGACUGAGAGAUUAAGAACAGGAAAUACUGGUUUUCCAAAUGUUGGCUCCUGAAUUAAAAUAGGAAUUAAUGUAUUAAUCUUAUGGGUAGUUUUUGUAAACUACUUUUUUUUCAAAAUAUUUCUCAAAGCCUUUUUUAAAAGAUCUCUCAGAAAAAAUAUCCGAAGUUAAUUAUUCAACUGGAAAUGUCAUAAUUGAAGCAGGUGAUUCUAAUGAUGAUUAAAGCUUUUAUUUUAUACAAAGUGGAACUGUAAUUAUCAAAUGUGGUAAUUCAGAGGUAGUCAAAAAGAAAUUGCUAAAGGGAGACAGCUUUGGUGAAUUUGCCUUUAUGACAGGUAUUCAAUUUACAAUAUCAUAUAUAAGGAUAAGCAAGAACAGCCACAGCCUAUUCUUAAGAAUACAGUUAACUGCAUAAAAUAACUAGAAGUGAUUUCUUAGAUGUCUUAAAACAUUACCCAGAUGAUUAUGAAAUAUUUUGUAAACUCAGAGAUGAAUUGAUAUUUUCUUAAAAUUUCCAAUCUCUUGGAUAAUUUUGUUGGACUUGUCAUAGAUUUGAUCAUUAUGCAUCAGCUUGCCCUUUUACUCAUUACAUUCCCGAGGUCUGGGACUUAGUUGAUAAUGCCACUAUUUUGUAUUCAAAUUAAGAUAGAAUCAAGAUACAAAGAUAUGAUAGAAAGCAUUGGCCAACCAGAACCAAUCAAAAGACUUUGGUCAAUGGUUUGAAUAAAUCAAAAAUCAAGAAAUUUGCUAAUGUUAUGGUACAUUCUAAUAUAAAUUGAAUUAGUUUAAAACCGUAAAAAACAUCAGUAUGCAAAGACUAUCUCCUCUCAAAAAGUAGUCAAGUAUUUUGUAAAGUGUUCAAUCGUUUGGAUUAGACUCUGAUUAAAAAGUAGAAUUCAAUAAAACUGAAUCAAUAUAGGAUGAUCCCUUUAAAUAAUAGGAAGAACCUGAUGUGUCUUAGAUUCAAUAGGUGGAAUAGAAGGAUGCUGAAAAGAACAAUCUUUCAUCACUAUAGAACAAACUUAAUCAGUACAGAGAUUAAUAACAAUAUUAAAUCCAUCAGGGAUUAGAUUAUUUUGAUGAGCCUUAGAAUUUCAAAUAUUAUCAGAAGAAGUUCAAUUAUUCAAAUUACAAAGUUUUCCAAGGAUUUAAAGAAUCUUAAAUGAAAAAAUAAAUAAACAUUAGAAAAUCAUUUAUGCCAGGAACAUAUACUUGA
Messenger RNA from Paramecium octaurelia, 2500 nucleotides. The record is from the annotation of a GenBank genome assembly. Lineage: Eukaryota; Ciliophora; Oligohymenophorea; Peniculida; Parameciidae.